CAAUCCAACAUGUACGAAAGCAUGCAAAAAUAACACUUCCGAAUUGGAAUGGCUUCUAGAAGCUGUAAAUCGACAGUUGUACGUAAGCUAUCGCAGUUAUGUUGACUUAAAGAUAAUUACACGUUUGUGAAAGCAGUUGUUAUCAAUGAACUUCCAUGGCCGCAUAAAUUAAAUGAAAGUGGAAUGAAUAUAUUCGUUUUGCACGAUAAGAAACAAAGGUACUCGACUAUGUUACAGAACAAGAGAUUGUACAAACGACAGCUGAUAAAAACGCACCCCACUACAAACAAAUGUUGAAAGAAUCACGGCCAGUCAAGCCGCAAGAGGUUCAAGAUGACAUCGCAAGGAUGGAAAACGGGUGAAAAUGCUGAAAAGUCUCCAUCAGUGCAUUAUGCAAAUUGGAAGGAAACUAUCUUAUUGAAAAAACAAAUGCAUGUGUUGGAAAGAAGUGAGAAAAAUGUAAUUCAUAGAAUCAAAAUAGACCAAAAAGUGUUAUUCAAACGAUUUCAGGAUAAGUUGUAUAGAUCUAAAUUAUGUGAGGCGCGCAUGCAUGGAAAUAAAGAAAUAGAAAGAGAACUUCGGGCCAAAAAUCUCCAUGGAUUAAACACUGAUUUUGGUAGUGUCGAAAAGGAUUACGAGUUCCUCACAAAACUUCAGAGCAACCGGAAAAAGUCGCAGCAAAAUAAACAGAAAAAACAUCCAAAAAUUACAGUCACCAUUCCAAAAGACACUCAAAAGGAACUAGUCGAUGACGUAUUUAUGGACGGCAAUGGUACUCGACGGAGAAGCAACUCUGUCAGUGAAUGCAUGACGCCACGAUCGACAGGUACCCUAGCAGGUCUACCCCUGCCCACCGUAGACCGACCAUCCACCACGGGGAGUCGUCCACAACAGCGGGAGGUAGAAGUCAGCGUCCAAUCCCUGCCCCUCAAAAAAAACCUCCAGCUAAGUAUUGCCACCAAAGGAAAGAAACAGAACAACAAACUGACGUUAGAUUUGCCCGUGAAGCAGAAAGCGCGGCCUCACACAUGCGGACCGUCCCUAUUGCAGCAAGUCACCAACGAUGCAACAUCCGGGUCACGGCGGCCAUCAGAACAAGAGAGCCACAGAAAGAAAUCCUCCAGUUUCUUUGAGGAUGAGAAGAAAAUCGAUGUUGUCGAAUUACAGUUAAAAGCGAUCAAGUCUUUGAAUUAUGACCAGAAAAUCCAAGAGUUUGUAGACACCUUGAAUGACUUGGUAGUGGAUGACAUUGAAGACAGGGACUACUAUACACUGAGACUCAGGGCAGCAAUGAAGGAAAUAUCAGGUAUUAAAUACGAGCAAGUUCCCGGAACUCCGGAAGAUGAGUACAACAGGCAUGUGGGUAACUUGGAUCUAAAAAGCCUCACUUUCAAAAAUCUGAAGUUUGAUUUCAGUUCACGUGACACCGUGACAACGGCAGAUAAUUUCCGUCCGGACUAUCAGCCGGUCAUCUUGUCCUCUGACGAGUCCAGCGACGACGAUGACGAUAUGUAGACGCUAAAUAAUUUAAAUGUUACAGGAAUUCAAAUCAAAUACAUUAUUUUAUAUCCGAAAAGUUAUUUCCAACAUGUGGUUAUUAUUUGUUAUUAUUUCCAAAAGACUCACAACGUCUUCACGGCGUAGUAAUAUAGUUUAUAUUUGGUUCCAACGUCAUUUACGUCUGACUGGCGUCUAGGUGCCUUGCGUUUCAAAUACACAACGAACUGUUUGUCAAAUAGUAGUAAUCUCGGAAAAAUCAGCUAGUCAUCUGGAUAUUGACGAAUUUCCAAACUAUUCAUUUCACGUUGUUAAAACGUCAUUAAGAGGUGCGUGUAUAUAAUUCCGGCAAAAAUUAUGUGUUUAUAUAUGUGUUUAUAAUUGUUUUCUUUUUGAUGUAAGAAGGUAACAAAAAAAACCAACAUAACACGCUGACAUGAGUUGUUUUUGUUUUUUGCAAUAACCACAUGAACUAGUCACCUAAAGAAAACAUUUUACUGCUCAAAUGAAACUUUAUGCUAAAUAAAGCAAUAGAGAUGAUUCAAACCAAACAGAUAACAGAAUACAUGACAAAUUUGUGUUUUCUCACAAAAUUUAUUUUUUAAAAUGGAAACAUUGUUAAAUUUUAAACCACACUAUUGCAAGACUAGGACAAUUCAAUUUUUUACACGGUACUUAAAACAAAGUCACCACACUGCAGGUUUUCAUUGAAAAAUAAUUGUAAAUCUUUGAGGUCCUGUAUG
Molecule: messenger RNA, 2240 nt
Organism: Magallana angulata
Lineage: Eukaryota; Metazoa; Mollusca; Bivalvia; Ostreida; Ostreidae
Exons: 1
Coding region: 334-1515 (393 amino acids)
Source: RefSeq, a predicted model, not a curated record